AUGUUGCCGCUUCAGUCUCUUCUCAAUCCUGCCUCUCCCAAAUCAAGCCCUCGUUGCUCAUAUCAACCGACUCCUGCAUUGGUCUCUGCCUCGGCCACGGUGAGACCAGCGGCUUCCAGGAGCAGAAUGGAUGCCAGGAAGCCGGUUCGCCGAAGCGGCCGCUCGCUACUCAAGUCUAGAACUCAGGGUCCCGUUCGAUUUCCGCCGUUCGAAGAUGUCAGCGCUCAAGCCAUGCAGGAAAUCGCAACUUAUCAAAUCAGCGCGUUCGGUCAGAUACAGCAGUGCAGCGAGCACAUUCCAUACAAUAGUACGAAGAAAAACUUUUACGAAAAGACUGGUCGGGAAGGUAUUGAAGCUAAGAAAAGCCCACAGCUUUCAAGUACGAGUUCCGGGUCCCAGGACAACAAGCCAUCUUCAAGGUCAUGUGGGACUACAACAUUGGCCUCGUCCGCAUGA
Ilex paraguariensis (yerba mate) is the source of this 456-nucleotide messenger RNA. The record is from the annotation of a GenBank genome assembly. NCBI's taxonomy places the organism in Eukaryota, Viridiplantae, Streptophyta, Magnoliopsida, Aquifoliales, Aquifoliaceae.